AUGACGCUCUACUAUAGCCUCGUUUUCUUGCUCCUAGUAGCAGAGAUGGUGCUCUUCGUGCUACUCAUCGUGCCCCUUCCCUUCACUAUCCGCCGCAAGAUGUUUACCUUCAUCAGCGAAAGCCCUGUAGUAGCAAAACUUCAAUACGGAAUGAAGAUCACAUUUAUCUUCAUCCUGAUCCUUUUCGUAGACAGUGUCAACCGCGUCUACAAGGUACAAAUGGAGCUGACCGAAGCCAACAAGACCGCUGGACAAACCGUCAUGGGCCAUGAGCGCAUGGAAGUUCAGGCCCGCAAGUUCUACUCCCAGCGUAAUAUGUACCUGUGCGGCUUUACGCUCUUCCUCUCGCUGAUCCUCAACCGUACUUACACCAUGAUCCUUGACGUUCUGCGUCUCGAGGAGAAGAUCAAGAAGUACGAAGGCGACCCCAAGGCUAAGGGCAAGGAGAGUGAGAAGUUGGCGAAUGCUGGUAACGUUGGCGAGAUUGGCAAGCUGAAGAAGCAGCUGGCCGAGAAGGAGCGCGAUAUCGAGACCUUGAAGAGUCAGGCUGGUGGUUUAAGCAGAGAGUACAACGACUUGAGUGACAAGUACACUGCUGCGAACCCAAACCCUACGCCUAAGAAGGAUAGAUGA
Messenger RNA from Drepanopeziza brunnea f. sp. 'multigermtubi' MB_m1, 633 nucleotides. RefSeq lists its product as uncharacterized. Gene Ontology annotation, biological process: endoplasmic reticulum to Golgi vesicle-mediated transport; intracellular protein transport. The record is from RefSeq and is a predicted model, not a curated record. NCBI's taxonomy places the organism in Eukaryota, Fungi, Ascomycota, Leotiomycetes, Helotiales, Drepanopezizaceae. Gene Ontology annotation, cellular component: endoplasmic reticulum membrane; endoplasmic reticulum.